AGGCAGUGGACUCCCACUCCAUUUAAUGCCUUCAAACCCUCAACCCACUCUUUGUCCACAAACUCAAAAACCUCCACCGCGCCCUUCUCCUCCUCCUCUCUCUCCGUCAUGGCGGUCGCCGCCUGCUCCACCGACUUCAUCCGCGACUCCGCCUGUCGCGACGGCCACGCCGCCGCCCACCUCAAGUUCAUUUCCAUCUUCCUCAUCUUCUUCACCAGCGUCAUCGGCGUCUCCUUACCAGUCCUCCUCACCCGUUUCUUCCACGGAAAACCCCUUUACGACAAAGCGAUUCUAAUCAUCAAGUGCUUCGCCGCCGGCGUGAUUCUCGCCACCUCACUCGUCCACGUCCUCCCCGACGCCUUCGACGCUCUCUCCGACUGCCAAGUGGCUUCCCAACACCCAUGGCGGGAUUUCCCCUUCUGCGGUUUGGUCACCAUGAUCGGCGCACUGCUGGCGCUUCUCGUCGACGUCACCGCCACGUCGCACGUCGAACACAGCCACUACAAUCCGGUGGAGACAGAGGAGAAACCGAGAACCGACUCUGCAGGGGAUAUUGGGUUGCUGGUGUCGGUGGAUUCGAAAUCGGAGAUUGGGAAUUUAGGGGGAGGGAGUUGUCACCGGCGGCGAGAAGGGGAAGAGGAAUUAGUGAAAUUGAAGCAGAAACUCGUGUCUCAAGUUCUUGAAAUUGGGAUUAUUUUCCACUCUGUAAUAAUCGGAGUUACGAUGGGAAUGUCCCAAAAUCAGUGCACAAUCAAGCCUCUGGUGGCUGCUCUUUCAUUUCAUCAAAUCUUUGAAGGAAUGGGCCUCGGCGGCUGUAUUGCUCAGGCAGGAUUCAGCUUCACAACGACCUCGUAUAUGUGUUUCAUGUUCUCAGUAACAACGCCAAUGGGGAUAGUAUUAGGGAUGGUGCUGUUUUCAAUAACAGGGUACGACGACAGCAGCCCCAAGGCGUUGAUCAUGGAGGGAUUAUUGGGUUCAUUUUCGUCGGGGAUUCUAAUAUACAUGGCUCUGGUGGAUCUAAUAGCAGUAGAUUUUUUCCACAACAAGAUGAUGAGCUCAAAUCAAGGGCUGAAGAGGGGUUGUUUUGUGGCGUUGUUGCUCGGGUCGGCGUCCAUGUCGGUGUUAGCUUUGUGGGCGUGAGAUUGGAUGAUGGAAGAUUAUGAGGCGCCAUUGGAGAGGAGAAGCAAGGUCGAAAGAGGUGAAGAAGAUAGACGCAAUGCAUGUAAAGUGAUAUUGGUUUCCAUGUCAUGAACCAACUAGGGGAUUGGUUUGAAUAGGCAAAGAGAGUGAUAAAGAUAGGAAAGGAGGAUUAAAGUGGUGAAUAAAGAUGGUUGGGGGGAUUGGAAUUUCAUUAUAUUUUACGUAUACAGAAUGAAGUGGGAAUGGAAAGUUUGUGAAUAAUGCGCCUUUUCUCA
This is a messenger RNA of Cucurbita moschata (crookneck pumpkin), 1415 nucleotides long. RefSeq names its product zinc transporter 6, chloroplastic. The transcript is spliced from 2 exons. Gene Ontology annotation, cellular component: plasma membrane. Lineage: Eukaryota; Viridiplantae; Streptophyta; Magnoliopsida; Cucurbitales; Cucurbitaceae. Gene Ontology annotation, biological process: zinc ion transmembrane transport. The coding region runs from base 109 to 1140 and encodes 343 amino acids. The record is from RefSeq and is a predicted model, not a curated record. Gene Ontology annotation, molecular function: zinc ion transmembrane transporter activity.